This is a messenger RNA of Beta vulgaris subsp. vulgaris (sugar beet), 2624 nucleotides long. RefSeq names its product protein DYAD. The record is from RefSeq and is a predicted model, not a curated record. Lineage: Eukaryota; Viridiplantae; Streptophyta; Magnoliopsida; Caryophyllales; Amaranthaceae. The coding region runs from base 559 to 2295 and encodes 578 amino acids. Gene Ontology annotation, biological process: reciprocal meiotic recombination; meiotic sister chromatid cohesion; meiotic cell cycle. The transcript is spliced from 7 exons.
AUUUUUUAACCGAUUUUUUUUUAUUCUGGUUAAAUUAUGGGUUUUCGUGUUUUACAGUUUUCUGGGUUUAAGUAAUUUUCCCCUGUUUUUGCGUUUUUUUUUUCAGUUUAUGGGUGUUUUUUUUCUAUCUUUUAUUGUUGUUUAAACACAAUUUCUGUAUUUUAUUUGUAUAUUAAUUUGUUGUUGUGAGUAUGUGCUCAUCAUCAUCUUGGAUUUUUAUGUUUUUAUUUUUUAUUUUUUAAUAUGGGAAAAAGAUCUUGUUGAUUUUGAAUUGUGGAAAAUCCAUCAGAUUUUGUUUUUAUAUUUAUAUCUAUGUGGGUUUUUUUCUUUACUGCUUUUUCUUGUUAAUCUCCGUAUAAUUCGGCAAAAAUCUAUGGUUAUCGACUUAAUUGUACUUGGCUUGAUUGUCUUGCCUUAUUAAUCUGGAAAAAAAGGGGAAUAAUUUUGUUACAUUGCAAAUUUUUGGUAGUUUUUCACUUAAUUUAUAAACAAAUUUUUCUUUGUGGGUUUAAAAAUUUGGGUUUUUGGUGCAGGUGGGAAGACUGAAGAAUUAGAAGGAUGUACCCAAGAAGGCAGAGUAUUCUGGGAGCAGUUGGUGAUGCUGCACUCAGAAGUCCCCUACCCAACCAUGUCCUAAUUAACCCUAAAGUGGAAGUAACUGAGUCUAUAUUGGAGGGUUCAUUCUAUGAGAUUGAUCACUCAAAGCUACUUCCUGGAACACCUGCUACACUUCGUUCUGUUCGAGCAGUUAUGGUAACUGCAAAAUCUGAGCUGAAUGUGACUGUAAGAUAUCCUAGCACUCGUUCUCUAGCAGCAUACUUUGGCAAUUCAGACCAUAUAGCUCUUAGAUCAGAACUUUACCCUGCAUUGGAUGAAAAGUUCAUGAUGAUGCCAAAGCUUGCCGUUGAAGUUCUAAAGCGCGAAAUCCCAUCUCGUCAAUUUGAGGAGUUUAGGAACUCCAUGUCCUUCUGGUUAAUCAAGUCUUCAAGGACAGAACAGCAGUUUCCCUUGCCAGUAACACAACGUGAUUCUGGGGCUAAGCAUGGGCCAUGCUUUUCCAAGCUCCUUGGUAGCGAACUCAAAGGAUGGGGUCUCAAGAAGGUUGUUGCCUACGUUCCCAAUACUGAAGAGUCCGAUGACCCUGGGAAGCAAAUGAAUAUCACUUCUGCAGAGGGUAAAGAAAGUGUGAAAGAAGAGGUUUGCUGUGAAACUAAAGUCCAAGAAACCAUUCAAUAUAGCAGGAAAAGGAAGCGUGGUAGACCUCCACAUUCUCAAAGCAAGAAGAGAAAACAAAUUAUUAAGCAAGAAGGUAUUGAAUUUAAAGCUAAAAUCAAGGGGAACAUUGAUAAGCAGUAUGUUGACAGAUGGCCUUCAAAAAGGUAUGAAGCAGCUGCAGCUGAAUUGGUAGAGGUUUUGAAGAAUAAUGGAGCAGAUAAUAGCAACCCAAUUUCCCGUUUCCAGCUAAGGAGAGAAGCAAGGAAAAGAAUUGGUGACACAGGUCUUUUAGACCAUCUGCUUAAGCACCUUGCAGGCAAAGUGGUGCCACGUGAUGGGAUUGAUCGCCUUCGUAGGAGGUGUGAUACUGAAGGUAAGAUGGAGUAUUGGAUCGAGAGUGCUGAUCUGGUUAACAUCAGGAAGGAAGCUGGAGUUGCAGAUCCUUACUGGGUUCCACCUCCUGGAUGGAAGCUUGGAGAUAGCAUCAGGAUUCCCAAUUGUAUGUGUCGUCAAGAAUUAAAGAAGCUGAAGGAACAGCUUAGCAUCAUGAGAAGCAGACAAAUGUCAGAGCUGAAAACAAAGGAUGAAAUUGAACAGCCAGUCACUUUAGUGAUGCCAGAUAGUGCAGUGUCUUCUUGGAAACGAGGGGAUAGUAAUCUGAACGCAAAGGAAACCUAUGAGGUUCUGAUGAAGAAGAAAUUUCUUAUGGAGACGCAACUACUUCAGCUUUCAAAAGCUUUGGUGGAAUUGGAGUAUUGCAUGCAGGAAGACAUGAAAUCGCAAUCUGAGAAAGCUGAAGCAGCAGAGAAUGAGCAACUGAUGCCAUCUGUCUCCAAGAGCUUACCAAUAGCAGAGAUGACUGAAGACUUAGCAGAACCAGCAGCAGAAGAGGUAAAUGAAAGUCGGGAUGUAGAAGAGGAGAAAGAAAGCCGAUCCAAGAGAUUGAUAGUCAAACUCAAACCGUGCAGGCGCCUAGAUAACAACGACACAUCAAUGUCUCAAAACGUUGAGUAUGUGGUGCAGGAUAACGUCGCUCUGGCAUCUGCUUCAGGCUCCCCUCUCUCUACUACCACUUCAUAAACUGAUAUCUGACAACUUAGCGGACUCUUGUAUAGAAUGUGAAGAAGGGGCAAUCCUUCAAAAUUUUGACAUCUUAGUUAGAACUGUUAAUGUCCUUUACAAGCUUAUGCUUGAUACUUGAUAGUAAAGUAAUAGGUUAGUGAGAUAGAUUAAGGAAAUACUGUGGUCUGUGGGGCAUGCAUGACCUGCACAUGUAUUGUAUACACUUCAAUGUAUGUCGUUUAGUAACAGCUAUCUCUGCUGAAAUGACCUGCUUAUCCAGUUAUCCUAGUAACUAUUUGUGGUUUCUGACUUUAAUUUCAUAUUACAAUGUUGAUUUGCUUUGUUUA